AUGUCUUCAGAACCAAGUGUUGAGGAGCUCCAGCGGCGGCUAAAAGAAGCAGAGGACAGGGUGGAACGGGCGGAGAGGAGAGCUGAGCAAGCAGAGGGCAGAGCUCAAGAGCUCAAAAGCAGGACUGACCAGACAACCUUCGAGGCCUUUCUCCAGUCAUGCCACAAACAUAUCGCGGUGCCGCUCAGCAUCCAGCCGGACCAGUCCAAAACCACAAAGGGUUCGAUCACGGCCCCUACUGGCCGCUGUUGUCCCACUAUACUCCGCCAAUGGACGGAUUUUCCCCUUCAGCGCGAUGACCUCUUCGACAAGGUAUCCUCUCUCUUCCAUCCGAGCGAGGCGCCUUCGCCAGAAGUAUUCCUAUCCGUCGAGGGGACGAGAGCUGUCGGUAAAGUUGUUUCCCGUCGACUGCUAGGUAGUGAGCUCGAUCUCAUGAUCUAUGAACGAUGCGCUGUUGAAGAGCAUGUCACGUCUAUAGUGCAGGAAUUGUUGAAUCUUGAUACCAGCACUCACCUCCCAUUUCUAGGGUCGGGAAUAUCGUUUGAGAACCAUGCCAACACCCUCACGGAGGAGGAGGAGGAGUCAGAGCAGCAGAAUCAUAAGGGCUGGAAACCUCGUUCCGAUCAACUGUGUGUGUUCCGAAAAGAUGAAGAGAUUGAGACGCUACUUUUCGUGAUAGAAUAUAAGGCUGGCCAUAAACUUCUACCUGGAAAUGUACGAACCGGGCUGCAACCAUCAAACUUCUGGGAAGAGGUUGUGCAGGCCCACGAAAUCCCCGUUGACAAGGAGGAGAAACUUAUAUAUAACGCACAGCAGAUCAGCGGUGCUGCCAUCACACAAGCAUUUGAUUACAUGAUCAGAGAAGGGGUCGAGUAUGGGUAUUUGACGACCGGUGAAGUAUUUAUUUUUCUUCGUAUCAAGGAAGAUGACCCGACUACGCUAUAUUACCACCUUGCCGAACCUAUUCGAGAUGCUGAAGCUCAGAAUGGCAAGCCUUUUUCGCCUUCUAGCACUGCCAUAUUUUCGGUUCUUACGCUAUGCCUCCUUGCCUUGAGGUCGGCGAAAAGGGACCAAGAGUGGCGGUCUCGUGCAAUUUCCAAUCUUCACACGUGGGCUGUCGAUGUAGAGUACAUCUUGGCGAAAAUGCCGGUUAAAGAGAGAUACCGAGCACCAUCUGACUCAAGUUAUACCCCAUCAAGUCCGCCUUCUAGCCCCGUUCAACAGGAGCAAUCUCGACAAUCACGGCGACUGCAAGGACGCUGUGCGGACCACGACGACACGACCAACAAUCCGCCCUCGGAUAGUUCUGAAGGGGAAGAUCCCAGCAAACGUAACGCACUAUUCCCCGGGGGGAAAAGAUUUGCAGUGGUUAUAUCUCCACCGCGAGAGCCUCCGGCAAAGCGACUGCAAUCACAGGAGGAGCGCCGCCGCAACCGCGAGCCUGACCGUAAAUACUGUACACAAAAGUGCCUUGCCGGCUUGGCUACUAGGGGUAUUUUAGAUCAAGCGUGCCCCAAUGUUGCUCUUCACCAAAGGAUGAGCCUGGACGGCAGCCAUCCAAUAUCAAAAGCGGCCGUCGCCGAACUGCUUGAGGCCCAGUUGAACAAAGACCGAGAUAAUGGUUGCAGGCCUUUGAAAUUUUCUGGCGCGCGGGGAAUUCUGUUUAAGAUGACUCUGGCUCAAUAUGGCUAUACUUUCGUUGGGAAAGGAACAAUCAAAGGACUGGUCCGUCAUCUCCAGCACGAGGCUAAGGUGUAUGACUAUCUCAACAAGCUUCAAGGAAGUUCGAUUCCAGUCUGCUUAGGGGCCGUAAACCUAAGAGAACCAUUCAUCACAGACGGUUUGGACUUGAUCGUCCAUUACCUCCUCCUCUCCUGGGCUGGAGAUAGCUUAGAUUUCUCGCAGGAUUGCAACUUUUACGAGGAGUCAAGAAGGCUCGAAAAGGAAGUGGGUCGAUAUGGCGUUGUCCAUGGGGAUAUUCGUCCUUCCAACAUCACCUGGAAUUCAGAGCUAUCCCGGCCAAUGCUCAUCGAUUUUGACAAAGCAUGCCUGGUGCGGAAGAGGCCAUUGACUGGCACAUGGUCGAAUGGUACCCACAGCCGUACUAUAAAGCAGAAGCGGCGAAAAGUUUUUAACAGUAGAUUGUAA
Molecule: messenger RNA, 2148 nt
Organism: Microsporum canis CBS 113480
Lineage: Eukaryota; Fungi; Ascomycota; Eurotiomycetes; Onygenales; Arthrodermataceae
Exons: 2
Coding region: 1-2148 (715 amino acids)
Source: RefSeq, a predicted model, not a curated record